CUUAGCCGCUUGCUGCAGUUAUUAAUGGAUUAUGAUGCACUUAAGACACAAUCGUCGUACUGCACCUUGGUCAAUAAAAGUGAUAACUCCAAAUACGUUUGUUACUCACAUACGAAAGCAGGAACGUUCAAUAUCGGACUAACUAAUGCCUCAGAAGUGUGGAGCAAAGAUUUCACAGAGGAAACACUGGCUGAGCAUGGAAAAAAUGAUGCCUUGAAAUCAGCAGAAGAUUACAUCUCAAAAAUCAGAUCGACGUGUGGGAAUGGCAGCGCGUCUGUGACCGUGCAGGAGGACGGCGCCCUUCUCCAGCUGGGCGUGUCCCCGGGCUCUGUGAGCAUGACCCUUCCCAGGCUGAGUGACCCCGAGGGCAGGGCGGAGCUGAGGGACCUGCUCUUCAGGAUGGCGAACAGUCUGGCGGACGCUGACGCUGCAGGGGGACCCUCAUCUGUCAGUCCUGGGAAGAGCCAGUUCAGACGAAAUACAGGCUUUGAGCCCAGGAGGCAGCAGACCGGGCCAACUGUGGUUGUGAAGAAGCGACUACCAGGAGACUCGCUCAUCAACCCUGGAAGCAGAAAAAAGAAGCCUGCGACCGGAGUGGCGUUUGAUGACAACGAUUAACUAUGAGGGCAGAUGGACAUACUGACAGAAGCGGUACAGACAGAUGGAUAGAUGCAUAAAUUACUGCUAUAAAUCUCAGCAGGCUAGCCGGCAACUGAGACUCGAUUCCUGCUGGAACACGAGGACGCUGAAGAACAACGGGAUCUUAUUAUUAUGGUUCAGUGCUACUCAACAUAGCAGUGCCUGUAUCAUAUUUUUAAACGUAUCAAAUACUAUUCACAACAUGAACUGGCUCAUAUCUCUAUGGAUUGUAAUGAUGUACCUGUUUACAUUAUUUGCAGCAUUCAAAACAAGUGUGCUGUUUUUAAGUGUGCAGAUUAACUGGUGACAUUUUAUCUUUUUUAAAGCUAAUACAAUAGGAUUACAUUUUUAAAUACAUGUGAUUAAUUUUUUUUUUAUAUCUCUGAGGCAUGCUGUCUUAAGGAACAAUAAAGCAAUGUGUGUAUCAUUAA
Molecule: messenger RNA, 1070 nt
Organism: Anguilla rostrata (American eel)
Lineage: Eukaryota; Metazoa; Chordata; Actinopteri; Anguilliformes; Anguillidae
Gene: paxx
Product: PAXX non-homologous end joining factor
Exons: 7
Coding region: 25-618 (197 amino acids)
Biological process (GO): double-strand break repair via nonhomologous end joining
Cellular component (GO): nonhomologous end joining complex; nucleus; site of double-strand break
Molecular function (GO): molecular adaptor activity
Source: RefSeq, a predicted model, not a curated record